AUGACUACCAGUAUUCCUGCAUCAGCGUCGCCAACGGUCAUCCGCAGCCAUUCCACAUCGUCUCGGCCUCACGCCCAUCGCCCUCCUGCUUCUGAUUUACCACAUCGAACUCGAAGUGUCGCAGUCAGGCCGUCCACUUCUUCACACUCCUACCAAUCCAAUCACAGUAAUCACAGUUACUCCAAAUCCCAGUCCCAUGACCGGCGUCCUCCGUCGAACCAGGCUGCUUUUGAUAACAUAGCCCGUCGGGAUUUCGAGGGUUCGCGAGGCACCCAUUCCAGCUCCUCCCGCCGAGACCAGUCCAAAGAGCGCUCUAGGGAGCGUCCGUCUUCCGCUCACCGUACCGAUUCAUCGCCCAGCAAACACCGGAGAAAUUUAUCGGUGCAAAGCCAUCAGCGGGACAGUAUAGAUAUGGCUUCAGCAGGUCCCGUCGCGGCGGAGCCGGUGCCCGCUCCCGCGCAGGCGGCUUCUGGUUCUCAUUUACAUCCUAGUGCAUCUGUGCAGCCCAAGCGUCGCACAGCAAUCACCACGCCGUCCGGCCAGUGGGCCCUUGGAAAGACCAUCGGCGCGGGAAGUAUGGGCAAAGUGAAGCUCGCGAAGCACAUGGAAACAGGCGAACAGGUCGCUGUCAAAAUAGUACCAAGACAAUCGGCCGAUGAGCACCGCAGCUCGCGCGACACCGAGAGAGCAGACCGCUCGAAGGAGAUCCGAACCGCCCGUGAGGCUGCGAUCGUGAGUCUUGUGAAUCACCCAUACAUCUGCGGCAUGCGCGAUGUGGUGCGAACCACAUAUCAUUGGUAUAUGCUCUUUGAAUACGUCAACGGUGGCCAGAUGCUCGACUACAUCAUCUCGCACGGUAAAUUAAAAGAGAAGCAAGCGCGGAAAUUUGCGCGACAGAUUGCGAGUGCGUUGGAUUACUGUCAUCGCAACAGUAUCGUGCAUCGAGACCUCAAGAUUGAAAAUAUUCUGAUCAGCAAAACCGGCGAUAUCAAGAUCAUCGACUUCGGUUUGAGCAACCUUUUCUCUCCUAGAAGUCUUCUCAAAACAUUCUGUGGAAGCCUUUAUUUUGCCGCACCGGAAUUGCUGCAGGCGAGACAAUAUACGGGACCAGAGGUGGAUGUGUGGAGUUUCGGAAUCGUCCUUUACGUCCUGGUCUGCGGGAAAGUACCAUUUGACGACCAAAGCAUGCCGCAACUUCAUGCAAAGAUCAAGAAGGGUCACGUAGAAUAUCCACAAGGACUCACUGCAGAAUGCCGCCAUAUCAUCUCGCGUAUGCUGGUGACGGACCCCAAGCAGCGUGCAAGCCUUGCGGAGAUCAUGAACCAUCCGUGGAUGAACAAGGGGUUCAGUGGGCCACCCGAGAACUAUCUCCCAGCUCGUGAACCUCUGCAACUUCCUUUAGAUCCCGAAGUUGUUGAGAAGAUGACGGGCUUCGAUUUCGGGCCCCCAGAAUAUAUCACAGCGCAACUCACCAAGAUCAUCGAGUCGGAAGAUUACCAACAUGCCGUGAGAACGAGCAUCCGCGAGCAACCUCUUCCAGUUCAUAGCGAGAAGAAGCGUGGCAUGUUCGACUUCUACAAACGGCGGAAUUCGGCCAGCAGAGACACACUCUCGGCUCCGUCGGUCGAGGCUGUCCAGCUCGGAAAUGACCCUCUGAAUGCAUACAGUCCCCUCCUCUCGGUGUAUUACCUAGUUAAGGAGAAGCUCGAUCGAGAGAGGGCCGAAAGCAACCCCGGCGCUCUCGGCAUCCCGCAUUCUGCUGGUGACAGCCUGCUCAGGAUGCCAGACUUACCAGCUCCCGAGGCGGCGCACACCAAUCAGUAUCAACUACCUGGUGAAAAAGAUACGGGGAGGAGAUCUCGUCCUCGCGCGAGAACUCACGGCGAUGAUGAACUUAAUGAUGGCAUCAAGAACCUUCACCUUGCAUCACAAGCAGGGCAGGCAACACAUAUUCCUGCUAUUCCGCAGCCCGAGACUCCCGUGAAGAAGGAGAGCACCGCAGUGGGCAUUCUCAGACGAUUCAGUACGCGCAGGGUCAAGGAUCGCAGUCGUGAUCCCGAGCGCGAGCGUAUCACCAGUCCUCCUGCGCCAUCGCUAAGUGUCCAGCCUCCCGCCGAUUCGGCUUCCCCACUUUCGAGAGGGUUCAGCAUGCGGAGAAGCCGGCGCGCAGACCCCUCACCGUCCGGUAUUCCCAGUGGAGGCAGCCAGCCGCAACACCAAGAUUACCUCAAGGCUCCAGGAUCGGCCGAGCCGGCCUCGCGAUCCAACAAGUUCUUGGAGAGAUCUACGAGUGUCAAUUCGGCAGACUAUCGUUCUCGGAGAGCUGCGCGGAGGAAUGACCCCGAUGCGUCGGAUACUGCUCCCGAUCGCCAACCGCCACAGACUAGUGGCUCUGACUACUCGAGUGGGCAGAAGGUAGAGACCCCUGGCAAAGAAGUGAAACAGCCCGGUCGCACACAUGCCACGCGGACCAUGUCCCUUGGCCACGCUCGUCGCGAAAGCAUUCAAGCCCGCCGAGCGAGGCGAGACGCGGCAAGAGAAGCUAAUGUGCCCGAGGAGACAGAUGCAGACAUUUCUGGUGCAGGAAAUGCUCUGGAGAGCGCAAACGAGGGAGAGGACCUCUCUAAGCCGGUAUAUCUAAAGGGCCUCUUCAGUGUUUCGACAACCAGUAGCAAGCCGCUGCCUGUGAUUCGGGCCGACAUCAUUCGCGUUUUGAAGCAACUUUCCGUUGACUAUGUCGAGAUCAAGGGAGGCUUCAGUUGCCGUCACGCCCCCAGCAUUGAACUUGAUAAAGUAGUGGAUGUCGGCCCUCCGAGCCCUGAUCGAUCUGGCCAAGUGCCUAACCACAGGCGCCGUAUCAGCUUUGGAGGGUUGCUGAACCACGAUGACAGCAAGGAGGACCCCCGCUCGGUGCAUUCGCCUCGAUCUCAACGUCGGACUCGAGCCCCCGACCGGAGCUUUGUCAGUAAUUCUGAGGGAUCGGACGAAUAUGUGGCUCCCCGUGACAGCAAUGCACCCACCGGAGACCGUGUCAUGGGCGAAACCACGACGAGAGUCCAGAGUGACACGGGGGAGAAUCUGGUUCUGCGGUUUGAAAUCCUGAUUGUCAAGGUGCCGUUGUUUUCAUUGCACGGUAUUCAGUUCAAGAAAGUCUCGGGAGGUAUGUGGCAGUACCGAGAGAUGGCGAAGAAGAUUUUGGAUGCUUUGAGACUCUGA
Molecule: messenger RNA, 3216 nt
Organism: Aspergillus pseudoviridinutans
Lineage: Eukaryota; Fungi; Ascomycota; Eurotiomycetes; Eurotiales; Aspergillaceae
Gene: kin1
Product: putative serine/threonine protein kinase Kin1
Exons: 3
Coding region: 1-3216 (1071 amino acids)
Biological process (GO): protein phosphorylation; intracellular signal transduction; microtubule cytoskeleton organization
Cellular component (GO): cytoplasm
Molecular function (GO): protein serine/threonine kinase activity; tau-protein kinase activity; ATP binding
Source: RefSeq, a predicted model, not a curated record